AUGCCCUCAGUGAUGGAGCGCUCGGGGGCCGGGGUCCUGUCCAGGAGCAGAGCCAAGACCGUAACCAACGGCAACAGCCCACACUCUGAAGAGGAGAGCAGCGAUGAAGAGCAUGCUCAUGACAGUAUGAUCAGAGUGGGAGACUACCAGGCCCAGAUACCAGAGUUCAAACCAGACAGUCCAACCCGCUACAAUGAGAAGGACCAGAGGAGCAUGUUGGUCUGGUGUCCCAACCCUCAGCUUUCUGAUGCAAUGUUGGACGAGUACAUCCUGAUGGCUAAAGAGAAACAUGGAUACAACAUGGAGCAGGCUCUGGGGAUGCUAUUAUGGCACAAACACGACGUGGAGCGCUCACUUGCCGACCUGGCCAACUUCACCCCCUUCCCAGACGAGUGGACAGUGGAGGAUAAAGUGUUGUUUGAGCAGGCCUUCAGCUUCCACGGCAAGAGCUUCCACCGCAUCCAGCAGAUGCUUCCAGACAAGCUGAUCUCCAGCCUGGUGAAGUACUACUACAGCUGGAAGAAGACCAGGACCAGGACCUCCGUCAUGGACCGACAGGCUAGGAGGCUGAUCAGCAAGCGAGAGAAAGAAGACAGUAAUGAUGACGUUGAGGAAGCAGGAGACCCUGGUAGUGACAGUGACUUUGAGAUUGACGCCAAGAAAGAGGCAGUGAAACAGAACCCCAACAACGCUAACUCUGACAAGGCGACCCCCAGUCGCCCUGGGCCGGUGAAGAAAGAGAAUAUCGGGGCUCAGUACCGCCACCACCCGCUCCGAGCCCGCCGCAGGCCACCCAAGGGCAUGUACCUGGAGCAGGGAGACAUCAUGCAGGUGUCAGCCUCCACGACUCCCGGGGUGGUAACUGCAAGACAGCUGGACACCCAGUUGGUGUCACUCAAGAGACAGGUCCAGUCUAUUAAACAGAACAACAGUUGUUUGAAACAGAGCUUAAAUGAAGGUGUUGACACUUUCAAACCUGCUGAGCCUGUCCCUAAGAUGAACUCCCGUUGGACCACAGAGGAGCAGCUCCUGGCUGUGCAGGCAAUCCGUCGCUAUGGUAAAGACUUUGCAGCCAUCGCUGAGGUGAUCGGGACCAAGACACCAGCUCAGGUGAGCUCGUUCUUCGUGAGCUACCGGCGCCGCUUCAACCUGGACGAGGUGCUGAGGGAGUGGGCGGCCGAGCAGGUGGCCACCAGCCGAGACCAGAGAGACCCCAGGAGGAGCGCCGAGGAGAUGACAGCCGCCGCAGAUGGAGCUGCAGAGGAGGACGAGGUCAAAAUGGAGGACUCCCCCUCGGACGCCGGCGGCGGCUCCUCUCCUCCCUCCUCCACCCAGACCCCCUCCUCCCUCUCCCAGCCUCCUCCGCUCCUGCGCCCGGCGCCUCCCUCGGCUCCCCCGAGCCUCCUCCGCCAGCCCCCUCCCCUGCAGACGCGCCCGCUCCAGAACCGAGCCCACACCAACCCUCCGCCUCCGCUCAUCCGGCCCGCCGUGACCACCUCGUCCUCCUCCAGCGGGAGCUCCAGCCUCAGGGCUUCGCCUCCCAGCUCCUCCUCCUCCUCCUCCGCCGCCGCCGCCGCCGCAGGGCAGAUGCCACCGUCGCUGGUCGGGCUCAAAGUGGAGCAGCCCAACUCGCAUUGAUACACACACACACACACACACCUACAUAUAUACAACAAUAGGAAUAGAAACACACAAAUUAGCAUGCAGACACACUUUCUCUUCUCUCCAGAGAAAAUUCCUUCACCCUGUAACUCCAUCACUCCUAGCCGUUGUUCCAGGGGACCAUUACACAUCACAUGACCACACGAUAACACGCUCAGGUCCUUAAGGUGACAUCACAGCUCUGACAAUGCAGGAAGAGUGGAAGGACCCCCCCAUAGGGUCCACUUAGAAGCCCCUUUACUGUACUGACAAACACCUACCUCCAGACCAUCGUUCUCUAGCAUAAACACACACACACACACACACACUACAAACAAGCUAGAACUGAUAAGACCACUACCUGCACACCCCUCCCUAAACAACACAAAAAGAGACACUGGAUCGUCAAGUUGUUGAAGAAAGUCAUGACCGCAGAGAGCGAAACCCACCUGCUCGUUUCCAUGGCAACUGCUGAACAUCUGGAUUGCGGAGGAGUGUGAUUGAACACACAGACACACUAUAUAUAUAUAUAUCUAUAUAUCUAUACUGUAGGUUCCACUGGGCAGGUAUCAAUUGAUCCAGGGAGUGGAACCUGCUCCUCCUGAGAGGUCACGCAGAUUACUGAGUGAUUCAGAAACGAUGUGAAGAAACAGGCCUUUUCCUGUUGAGCUUUGCUUUAACACUCGGACCCUCAUCGAGGAGUGAAAAAGGGUACUUUUGCAAAGAAAACCGAGCUUUGGCACUCGAAGCUGUCGCUAUGAGUUUAAUGCUACAGCUUUUAAAAGCUGAAGCUGUUGGUUUGAAAUGGAAAGAAGAGCGAGAGAUGUGGUCUCCCUCUUCUCUCCUAGCCAUGUAUUACUAGUAUUAACCUGGAGUGAUGUUUUCCCCUUUUUUUGACUAGACUUUAAAAGUGAGCCUUAGGCAGUCAGUUAGUAAUUGUAAGUAGUUUAGAUAGUGCAUUCUUUAUUAUUCUUAUGAUGAUUAUUGACUGAGCACUAAGGAGAAUAAGUUAAACACGUGACUGGACUUUGUCUCACAUUUCCAGAAGACAUUUGCUUGUUUCUCAACUGUCCACUGCUUACUGCCCAUUACUUUGGAGGAAGAUUUUCAGUAGUCAACCGCUAACACUGGCCGCUGUGGAGAGCAGCUGAACAUUAGCCUCUGUGGAAAAUAUGUGUAGUAGUAGCUCUACAAAGUGAAGGGGACGCCUGACCUUUCCUUGACCUCCGACAGAUAACCGUAACACUGAAAAAUAAAAUGUUCUGCCAAAGUCUGCUAUUGCUUUAAAAAGCUCACCGUCCCUCAGACCAUCCCAUGUCUCCAAUUAGCUGUUGCACAUAUAAGAAGAUGUUUCCUAGCUUCCUACAUGUUAAGACACAGGAAAAGUGUGUUAAAGGAAUCAUUUGGGAAACAGACGUAUUGGCUUUCUUGCUGAGCGGUAGACGAGAAGAUUGAUACCGCAACUCCGUACAAGAACAUGAGUGGUAAUUAUAUCUUGGCGAGAAAGUGAAGAAGUGUAUUGACCAAAAUGUCAAACUAUUAAUUUAAUGUUUCUGUAGGACAACCGAAACUAGCUCAGGUUAGUCGAGGUGAUUCAGUUCAGUAUUUUGUUAGACGUGUUGAUGUGAUGAAGACUCUCUAAAAGCCCUCUGAGUCCAGUUAAAGGCUGCUUUCUCUCUCCUAGUUUAAAGUCCUGUUCAUGAACAGAAGAAGAUGUGAGGUGAAAGUAUAACUGAAAGAAGUUUCUGCUGUAAUGUCGGCCAGCUGUCGGGCUUCUCUGUCCUGUCACAGUACAGUUGUCUGCCUCUGAAAUGUUCCUUUAAAUCACUGCUUGUGUUCAGGGCUUGUGGUGAUUAUCAGGCAACCUCAAUGAACAAAUGACUGAAUGAUAUUCUGCUGUGGUUCUAUUGUGAUUAUUUUGAUCUGCCAGACAGCCCCAUGCUGGAUCUUUCCCCUCCUCAUAGACUAGUUGCCUGUGUAUCACUGCCUUUUCAAGCAGAUCUGGGAUCACACGUGUGUAUAAACCUUUCUUUAAACCGUGUUCAGUGCUUCUCCACUAAUUCAGGCCUUCAGCGUUGAGUUUUAACGCGGCACUGAGCAGGAAUCAAAGCGGCCCAUCACUAUGUGUGGCUUUAACGUGGCUCGUUGCUUGGACUUGUUUUCUUACAAUUGUCCCUUCCUCCAAAACUGCUUGUGUGUACUGUAUGUGAGAAGUUGUUUACAUUGUGGAAACUGAACUGUUUUGUGUUUGAGAAAUGUUUUCUUUUUCUAGAAUAAAGAAAUGACCAAAUAGUACAGCA
Messenger RNA from Sebastes umbrosus (honeycomb rockfish), 3941 nucleotides. RefSeq names its product REST corepressor 2 (gene rcor2). Gene Ontology annotation, biological process: regulation of transcription by RNA polymerase II; negative regulation of DNA-templated transcription. NCBI's taxonomy places the organism in Eukaryota, Metazoa, Chordata, Actinopteri, Perciformes, Sebastidae. Gene Ontology annotation, cellular component: histone deacetylase complex; transcription regulator complex. The record is from RefSeq and is a predicted model, not a curated record. Gene Ontology annotation, molecular function: transcription corepressor activity.